This is a messenger RNA of Zootermopsis nevadensis, 3658 nucleotides long. The record is from RefSeq and is a predicted model, not a curated record. NCBI's taxonomy places the organism in Eukaryota, Metazoa, Arthropoda, Insecta, Blattodea, Termopsidae.
CGUAGAAUUACUGACUUAAGCAUUUCCGGUUCGCCAUUUUAUAACAUUUGUUGUAGGAAGGUGUUCGAUACGCAAUUUCGCAAUUUGAUGGAAGAAUACUUUAUGUUCAUCAAAUGAAAGAGAGUCUGUGAAUUGUAAUAAAUCGUACUUUAAUUAUUGAUGUAAUUGAGAUGAAGGUGUAGUUCUAUUUAGUCGUGCAGCAGUUCUUGGGAGUCAGCAUUGAAAUUAUCAUCUAGCUGUACUAGGUAGUCUCACGAAGAAAGAAGAUAUAUUUUGAAUCACGAAAGUCUGUAAGGACUUCGAAGAUGAGUGUCAUCAUAAGACUACAGAAUCUGCCAUGGUCGGCCAACGCUCUGGACAUCCGGCAGUACUUCAGAGGUCUCGCCAUUCCCGAAGGCGGUGUUCACAUUGUAGGGGGCGAGCAAGGAGAUGCAUUCAUUGCCUUCAGCACUGAUGAAGAUGCGCGGCAGGCGAUGAUGACAGAUGGUGGAAAAAUCAAAGAGGUGAAAAUCAAGCUGUUGCUUAGUUCACGGGCUGAGAUGCAGAAGGUGAUAGAGCAUGCUCGCCAACAGUCUGUGACCCUUCAAAACAUCAUGCAGAUGCCGGCACCAUCCCUGACUCCGACUGGUUUGCCAGUGCACACACUGUCAGCAUCAAUUGCUGCAUCAGUAGCAGUCACAGCUACAGAGAUGGCAAAACUAGCCCCUGUAUUGUCUGACAGGAGGGAUUCUCGAGAAACAGAGCGUGACAAGAAGGACACUGACAGUGUCAGCAGCAGUAAGGACAAGAAGGACAGAAAAGAGAGGUCACGUUCAAGAGAUGGAGAUCGCAGAGAUCGCAAGGAUCGAGACCGUGACAGACAUAGGGAUAGAGACCGUGACAGGCGUCGCCGUGACAGGAGCCGCAGUCGUGAUCGUGACAGAAGGCGUCGUGACAGGCGGGACCGUAGUAGGUCACGAGAUCGUAGUCGUUCCAGAGAUCACAGUAGUCGAGAUAGAGAUCGUGACUCUAAAAGAGGAUCACGAGAUGCCAAACAGGACUCUGUUACUCCUGCAAAUGAAGAGGAGAAAACCAAGGAUCAGAAUGGGGAUGUAGUUUUGUUAUCACAGUUUCCACAAGCAAAAGAUCGUUUGUUAAACCAGGCAAAGUUGCAGGAGGGUCCAGGAAAAGGAGGAGUCUCCCAGCCUGGUUCAAUGAAUGCUGGUGUCUGGGAAUUUCCAAUGGGCCCUAUCAUGGGAAACAAUCUGAGUGGCUUCAAGCCUGGUGGAGGAAACCGCCCUUUGCAGAUGCCAUUGGAGACCACUUCUGGACGAGAUUUGGAUGGAAGACACCUUAUGGGAGGACCAAAUUUUUCAGGUGAUAUGAUAAGAACUCCCAUGUCAGGAAAUCUCCCUGUUUGUAGUGGAGAAUCAAUACAGAAUUCAUACCUGAGAAAUGAGGGAUACCCUGGAGGUCAAGAUUCUUGCAUGCCUCUACGUGGACGAGAGAGCUGGCCUCCUGGGCGACAGCCUGGCGAUAUGGGUCGGUUCUCACGGAAUGAGAGGAUCGGUGGUUACCCUCUAGGCCAAGGAGUAUUCAAAGAGGCUGAAGACUAUGAUGGCCCUGGAGAGGUGGAACCAAGAGGGUUCAGAGGGAACUACAGGGGUAUGGGUGAUUUCAGGAGAGGAGGCUUUCUUCCAAGGGAAGGCAGGAUGGGAGGUCUGGCAGGUGGAAAUAUGAUUGACAGAAUGGGUCCGGGAGGCCUCAUGCAAAGUGAGAUGGAUGAGAGACGAGGUGGCAACGCAUUUCAGCCAGGUGACAGAAGAAACCAGUACAGAAUGGACAGAAAUGAACAAGAUUUUGCAAGAAACGACCGUUUUGUUGACCAGUUUGGGAGAGAUCAACUCGGCGACUGCGGCCCAGCAAGAUCUGGCACAUUCCCAGGAGAUAGGUUUCAGAGGGACAGAUAUCCGGGUGGAGAUCGAAACUUUGAGCAAAGGCCUGAAGCCAGACAAGGCACUGGUACUGCCAUUGAGCUUCGAAACAUGCCAAUUGAGACAGGUUAUGGCGAUAUCCGAAGAUUUUUCCAUGGGCUGCAUAUAACUGGUAAUGGUCUCAAAUUAAUCAAUGAUAAUCAUGGGAAUCGAGUUGGGAUAGCUUAUGUGAAAUUUAUGAAGCAAGAGGACAAAGACAAGGCUUUGAAAUACGCAGGAAAGAUGAUGCGAGGGUCUGUGGUUGAGGUUCUUCACCUUAGUGAUGACAUUUUUGACAAAGCUAUUGAUUCGUACAAACCCCCCCAGGAAACAGAACCAAUAGUAAAUACAACAGAUAUCCCAGAGAAGAAAGAAACAGAAAAGUUUUUAUGUCUUUGUGUUAAAGACUUGCCCCCAUAUGCCAAAGAACAGGACAUUAUUAAACUAUUCCAAGACAUUCCCAUAGAGGAAGUUGUUAUGUUGAUAACCAAAGAUGACAGAAAGCAGAAAAUGGCCUUUGUUAAAUUUACAAAACCAGAAGAUGCAAAGAAAGCUCACUGUUGCAAUAUGAAACAUACAAUUGGACAUAAGGCAGUUAAUGUAGCCCCAUGCUCAGAGGAAGAGUUCCAGGCAGCGAAGGAAAACCGAAAUGGAACGGCUCAGGAAGAGCCUGAAGUCAAGGAAAAGACUUCUGAUGUGAUAGAAAAAGUUCAAGAUUCAAAACCACCAAUUCAAGACUCUCGCAGUCAUGGCGGUACAGUAGAACAGCCUCUCCAGAAACCACAGAAAGCACUUCAUCCUCCAACAGACUGUGUGCUUCUUAAGGGCCUACCUGUUGAUGCAAAUGACCGUGACAUUUUGGAUUUCUUCUCAGAUGUUGGCUUGGUGCCACUGCGUAUUCACAUUAUGUUGGACAAAUUCAAUAAACCCACUGGGGAUGCAUUUUGUGAAUUCAGCAACAUAGAGGAAGCAGCACGGUCUUGUACAAAGAACAAUAUGCCUCUUGGUAAACAGGAUGUGACAGUACAGGCAGUUCUGAGAGAAGAAAUGAAUGAAGCCCUAGGUAUCGUGUCUCAACCUGACUUGCCCGUGCAGCCACUAGGCUUUACUCGGCUGCAGCACCCCAGGGACUUUGGCAACAGGUCUGUAGGUUUGUUGGGAAUCUCACCAUCAGGACCUCUUUUUGGUCGCAUGCCCCUGUUGGGGAGACAUCCUGUUUCCAUGCCGCUACAGUCUCAAGUUGCACCGAUUGAGGGUUUUGGAAAGCCAGGCUGUGUUGUUGCAUUGGAAAACAUUCCAUUUAGAGCUGAUAUUGAUGAGAUAUUGGAGUUCUUGGCAGACUUUGACGUAAGCCGUGAAUGUGUCAUACGGCGAUUCAAUGACAAGGGAAUGGCCACGGGAGAUGCACGAGUGGCGUUUCCUAGCCCAUCUGAGGCACAGCGGGCCAUCAGAGAACUCCGUUUUCAUAAGAUUAGAGGAAGGCCAAUUUACUUGAGCCUUCUUUAAUGCCUAUCAUACAACAGUCUAAGAGAAACAUUGUAUUCAGUUUUGUAAAUGUGUGUUUGGAGUUAAUGUACAUGUAAAUAUAUGCACAAUGAUUACUACCAGUUGACUUUUUUUCUAACUUGUUACAUUAAGAAGAGUAUGAAUGAGAUUGUAACUUGUGUAUGCAAAUCAAUAAAUGAAUACCGUUGUCUUUGGUUAAA